AUGAAACGACAACCAUGUCAUCUUGAAGUGGAGGAUGUUGAAACAUUUGAUCGACGAUAUGGCACAGAACCCCAAGAAGAUGAAACUCCUCGUAAGCAUGUAUCUAGUGACAGAGUAACCAUCCCCAAGUACGAUGCUACCAAACAAGAGAAAACAGAAAGACGGAAACAUCCUAAGGAUGUUAACAUUGGUCGCAUUGUGAUUGAAGAACCACGAGAUGAAACAAUCAGGGUUGGUAAACUCGACUUGCGUGAUGUUGAAAAAGAGAUCUUGGAAUCCAGGAAAACAAAGGAAACAUUGAUAACGCAUUCAGAGCGAAUAGAUCACAGUCGCAAGUUCGUGACAGACCAACACAUUGCGGAAGAUACUAAGAUUGAUAUCAUUGACGAAAGGAUGCAGAUGGAUACACGACCAAAAGAUCAAAUUAAUAUCGGCACUCAAAAGGCAACAGAACCUCGUUUGAUAACAGAUAAGAUUGACGGAGGACAGAUAAUUGACGAAAAACCUGAAGAAAAGAAAAUAUUUGAUCCAUCAUUGGGUCUGGAUGCUCCUCGUGGACACGAGUUUGUCACGGAUUCUGUUUGGGAAGAAAGCAUUAAACCCUUAGAGGAAUAUCCCAAGGAACCAGAACAAACCGAAAAAAAAGAUGUGAAGUCAGAAGCUAUCACUAUAACCAAAGAUGACCGUUCUAAAGUCCAAGAAAACGUCCGUGUAUCUUUACAGAAAAUGGAGGCGCACGAGAAAAAGGAGGAUGUUAAAGUCCGAAGAUUCAAAAUAGACGAGUCGCGUGACGUUCAUGGUGUAAAGAAACUCAAGGAAUCUGUGAAAGAAAAACAGAGUAAGGAGAGACCUCAAAAAGCAGAACAAAAGCAGAGAGGAAAACGGGAGGAAAAACCAAGCAGAAAACCAGAGGAAACGAAGCAAGCCAAGCCAAAAGAUUUAAUCGAAAAGCAAACACAAACAAAGGAAAGAAUUGACGAGCGUGACAAGAAAAUAGCGUAUUAUGAAAAGAAGGAAAGAGAACGGUUACAACGAGCACACGAGAAAAGACGAUAUAAAGAAGAAAGAUAUCAUAUGAAAAAAGCUUCAUCAGAUCCAUGGAUCCAUACCAGAAGACAUGAACAACAAGCACCGACUGAAAUAACUGCGACACAAGAGAUUCGCGAAGACCCGCGAAGCAGCUAUUUUGAUGGAAGAUACGAAACAGAAGUUCGUGGAAGGUCGGCGACUCUACCUUGGAUUGAAAUUCGCAAACGAACCGAAGCCGAGAAAGAACGAAGUUUAGUAAGCAGAAAGAGUCGCCAUGGCUACCAGUUAACACAAGAAUCCACAGGGCGAGAUCGUCUCCUUCUUUUAAAAAUACCACAGAAGAUGUUCAUCUCCAUGCAAAAUGGCGAGCAAAGCAAGGUAAAAGAGAUAGAUAUUCCAUGGAUGGAGAUAGAAGCAACUCCGGAUCAUGACAGCGAGGCAUUACCGUGGGUGGAACUGGAAGCUCAUGAUCCAAAAACGGGAAGAGAUCGUCUCAUCAUGUUGAAAAUACCCAGAGAUAUGGUCCUCAAAACAUCCAAAUCAUCCAGGAGUUCAGAGCGUGAAAUACAACUUCGCUGGAAUGAUGUCACCAAGUAUUUUGAAGAGACUGGUCAAAUUCCUCUUGGUUCGUCCGUGCGUAUGCGACUUAAACACGAACCUACUGUUAGUAUCACGUUACCACGAGAGGCAAACACCAGUCGUUACCAGUCAACCUCGCAGCGCACAGUCUCUCACGAAGGAUUACCCACAAUUCGCCUGAUGAUGCCUAAAAAAUUUUAUGCAACAGGAUCAUGGCAGGAUGGACCGCUGAUCAAUUACAAUCCUGAUCGGCGCAUCAAGUUGCGAGUCAACCAACAAUCUAACUCGAAAACCGUUAAUGAAGACGUGCGCACAAUUCGUUUGAAUGAAUACGACAGGAAGACCAAUUACACGCCAGUAGCGUUAACACGUGAUUCGCCUCGUCGUGUUUUAUUGGCUGAUGGCACAACUUGGAAACGACUGGAUGUUAGUGAUCUCCGAGAAUUAGACGAAGAGACUGGUCAGUGCAAUCCUAGUCGAUUCCGUAAUGCUUACGAAAUUGGAAAAGAAUCAGAAGCCCAUAGUUUUCCAGAUCUGCGUAAGUUCUCUAAAGAAAAUGGCGGAACAAGUCGCGAAAAUCCGAAAAUAUUCAGCUUCUUUAUUCAUGGCAACAGUGACAAAAGGUGA
Messenger RNA from Dendronephthya gigantea, 2235 nucleotides. Its product is annotated as titin-like. The record is from RefSeq and is a predicted model, not a curated record. NCBI's taxonomy places the organism in Eukaryota, Metazoa, Cnidaria, Anthozoa, Malacalcyonacea, Nephtheidae. Bases 1 to 2235 code for a protein of 744 amino acids. The transcript has 4 exons.